Ochotona curzoniae (black-lipped pika) is the source of this 903-nucleotide messenger RNA. It is a transcript of the gene SOX15, whose product is annotated as SRY-box transcription factor 15. Gene Ontology annotation, biological process: positive regulation of transcription by RNA polymerase II; negative regulation of transcription by RNA polymerase II; cell differentiation. NCBI's taxonomy places the organism in Eukaryota, Metazoa, Chordata, Mammalia, Lagomorpha, Ochotonidae. The coding region runs from base 101 to 781 and encodes 226 amino acids. Gene Ontology annotation, molecular function: DNA-binding transcription factor activity, RNA polymerase II-specific; RNA polymerase II cis-regulatory region sequence-specific DNA binding. The transcript has 2 exons. The record is from RefSeq and is a predicted model, not a curated record.
CCCGACCUUCCUUGUCUACGACUCAGUUUGGGGAGGACACAUAUAAGGGCCCACAGCUCACCUGGAGGGGACCUCCUUUAGGACGCCUUUCUGCCUCCUCAUGGCACUACCUGGAUCCUCUCAUACCCAGGCCUGGAGCCUGGAGCCUCCCGCUCCCCUAGCAGCCACGGGACUCCAGGAGCCGGAGGGCGCUGGCAGCCCCGGCGCCCCGGUCUCUGCUGGGCCUCCCCAGGAAAAGGUGAAGCGGCCCAUGAACGCCUUCAUGGUGUGGAGCUCCGCUCAGCGCCGCCAGAUGGCGCAGCAGAACCCCAAGAUGCACAACUCGGAGAUCUCCAAGCACCUGGGCGCGCAGUGGAAGCUGCUGGGCGAGGACGAGAAGCGGCCCUUCGUGGAGGAGGCCAAGCGGCUCCGCGCCCGGCACCUGCGCGACUACCCCGACUACAAGUACCGACCUCGGCGCAAGACCAAGAACACGGGCGCUGGGUCAGCGAACGCCAGCCAAGGAAACGGCGGCCAGCCCUGGGAACCAAGUUUUGUGACCACCCCAGUGAACAGGGGUUUUGGGUACCAGCCCCCCAACUACUCAGCCUACCUGCCGAGCCACUACAGCUCCUCCCACUACAAAGCCAAGGCGCCCCUGCCCUGCUCCGUCCCUCAGAGUGACCCAAGGCUCCAGCCGGCCGAACUGCUGCCCUCCUACAACCCCUACCCAUCCCCUGGCACCCAUGCUCCCUACAGCUCCCCGCAGCCCGGCGCUCCCCUGCCCCUCACCCACCUCUGACCCACAUGGAUGUGGAUCUAACAGUAGGACCCACCCCCCCACGCACACCUGUUUCUAUAAAGCAGUUUUGUACCAGCCAACCAGUCAGCUGCCUUGGAGUCUUUAAUGUCCCAUCCUCCAUC